AUGUCCCUUAUUGGGACGGUGGUCACCAUCUUCUGUUACGAGUGUCAGCAGAGAGGAGACCCGAGGCUGUGUGGCGGGGCCAUCCAUGUUACCGUCCUCCCUUUAUCUCUACCAUCCUAUCCUCCUCCCCUCUUCCUCCUCUUCCUCCGCCUGCUGCAGAGAGUGGCCCAGAUCCCACCCUGCCUCACACCUGCCUGGACCCUGCUCUUGCCUCCCCCAGCCCUGCCUCACACCUGCCUGGACCCUGCUCUUGUCUACCCCCCUUCCCCUGCCUCACCACUCACCCCCUCUCUCACCAUGAUGGAGUUGGGAGGUGUAUCCUAUCUGACAGAGGAGUGUCUUCUACAGGCCACGCCCACCUGCCUUGGGUGUUUCAUUGAGACCCGGGACCCCACCCCUAUCCAUGACCCCGCCCCUAUCCAUGACCCCGCCCCUAUCCAUGACCCCAGCCCCACGACUCCUGACCUUGACCGCGAGGCGGGGCUGGUAAGCCACCAGGACUUGGAGGCCACUUCCUGCCCUAUCUCUGACAUCAGCAGCAUCAAUAUCCCAUGUCUGAGUCAGGCUGGGGAGGUCACGGAGGUCCUCGAGGAGCCGCUCCUGUCAGACCAGCUUCUCAGCUUCUCCAUGACCAAAAACUGCCACGCCACCGCCCUCACUACCGCCCUCGUUACCGCUAACGACAAGACAGGAGACAACGGAGAGAAGACAGAGGCAGAGGAUCCCACGACCAAGAAUCUGUAUGAGGGCCUCCUAUUGGACAAAGUGAAUGUGGAGGAAAUGCUGCUAUUGGACAAGGUCAACGGGGGGGAAGUGUUGCUAUUGGACAAGGUCCCCGGGGGGGAAGUGUUGCUAUUGGACAAAGUGAAUGUGGAGGAAAUGCUGCUAUUGGACAAGGUCAACGGGGGGGAAGUGUUGCUAUUGGACAAGGUCCCAGGGGGGGAAGUGUUGCUAUUGGACAAGGUGAACAGAGAGGAGGUCCUCUUAUUGGACAAAGUGAAAGGGGAGGAGGUGCUGCUAUCAGACAAGGUCAGCGGUGAGGAGGUCCUUCUGGCCAAUGCGGGUCAGGACUGGGGUUACUUCGAGUCGUUUAUCAGUGAGUCCAAGAUGGAGCUGCUGGACCUGUGUUCUAAGACCGACCUGUCAGUCAACCUGUUCUCCGAGGACGACGUUGACAACCUGUUUGACGACGACGACGAGGAGUCGGCUCUGAGCAGCGACGUGUGCUCUCUAAAGAUUCGCUACGAGUCCUUCCAGGACAACAUGAGAGAGAAGACCAACGUCCUGCAGGACGACACACAGUUCAACUUCUUCCCCUCUGUCCUAGUCAACUGUGGUGGAGGUGUUAGCCCCCUAGUGGGGUCUCAGGGGUCCCAGGGUUCACCCCUCUCCUCCGCCUCCUCUGUCAACUACCUGCUGGAGUUCAGAAACUCAGUCGAGGAGGACGCGGAGUACAGCGACGGCGACUCCUGCACCUCCUCGGACACCCUGCAGGAGGCGCAGCAGGAGGCGCAGCCGGGCCAGAGGAGGGGAGGAGGAGGAGGAAGUGCGCCCAGCGGUUUCAGGAGACUCCUCAGCCCCUCCAACCCUCUGAACUACGGCCUGCGCUCCAAACGGAAGGUCCGCUACAGUGACGACUACCUAUAUGACGUCGACUCCAUCGACAGCCACGAGAAGACCGAGAGAAUCGCCACGGAGAAGAGAGAGAAGGUUCCGGCGGGACAGAGGGAGGAGGAUGUGGACUGGUACCCCAAGAAGAGAUGGAAAUCCUCCCGGAAGGAGCCUCCAGUCAUCAUCAAGUACAUCAUCAUCAACCGCUUCAAAGGACAGAGACACAUGUCUGUGAAUCUGGGCAGGCUGGACCCUGCCGGGGACGCUGCCGUGAGCCUGGACGCCGCCGCGGAGAGCCACUACUCCUCUCUGUCUCCACUGAAAGACUUCUGGCAGGAGAGGAGGAGGGAGCGGGAGGAGCAGCUGCGGCUGGCGUCCAGAGAUGAACAGCAUCUGAACAGGCGUCGUCACCCCCACCGCCCCUUUAGUUCCAUGCACCCCAAACGGAAAUACAAGAUAGCCAACAGGUUGUGUGUACAGAGGAUCCCCCAGACAGGGGAGGGAUCAGCAGCAACACAGGACUCGGCUUCUACCUCCUCUGUCUCUGAUCAGGCUGUUACUACAGAGGAGGGGGGAGGGGGAAGAGCGACAUUAGAACUUCAGAACAUCACACACACCGGAACAGCCAAGAGGAGCCGCACUCAGGAGAGGGAGGAGAGGGACGGGGGGAGGAUGGGAGGAGGGAAAACAGGGAGGAUAAGGAAAUUCAAGAGCCAAGCCAGGCUGAGCAGUAACAAGACAAUGAAAGAGGGAGGAGCAGGUGGAAGAGCGGAGGGGGGGAGCGUGAUGAAUGGAGCGGCGGAUGCGUGUACUGUUGCUGAUGCUGGGGCGUUAACCAACCAGGAGCCUGCUGGCAGCGUGGCAGACAUCAGCUCUAACACACCCAGCCCCCCUUUCUCCUCCCUGGAUCCCACCAACCACCAGACAUUCCCCUUCACCUCCUCCUCCUCCUGCGCCUCUGUCCUCAUCUCUUCUGACUCCGUCACCUCCUCCUCCUGCGCCUCUGUCCUCAUCUCUUCUGACUCCGUCACCUCCUCCUCCUGCGCCUCUGUCCUCAUCUCUUCUGACUGCAUCACCUCCUCCUGCAUCUCCUCCUCUUGCUCCUCUGACCAAGCUGUACCGUCUGGGGAGAGGGAGGAAGGGGUGUCACUGACCCCAGGGGGGUACCUGCAGACCCUACUAGAUGCCUCAGACUCCUCCAGAGGGGCAGGUAUCACCUACUACCCCCAGCAGCCCCCCAGGCAGAACUAUCCCCUGGGUCUCUCUCUAGAGGAGAAACAGCCUCCCAGCCAGAACUAUCCCCUGGGUCUCUCUCUAGAGGAGAAACAGCCCCCCAGGCAGAACUAUCAGGAGAAAAAGCCUCCCAGCCAGAACUAUCCCCUGGGUCUCUCUCUAGAGGAGAAACAGCCUCCCAGCCAGAACUAUCCCCUGGGUCUCUCUUUAGAGGAGAAACAGCCUCCCAGCCAGAACUAUCCCCUGGGUCUCUCUCUAGAGGAGAAACAGUUUGCCUCCCUGCAGCUAGUCCAGAGCUGUGUCCUCUCCCCUCCCUCCGAGUCAGAGCUCCAACAGUCCCCCCAUCUCUGCCCCAGCUUCCCCCCCUCCAUGUGGAACCACCAGCCCCAUCUCUGCCCCAGCUACCCCCACAGCCAGGGGAGCUUUGGCCCCGACACCACUCUCCUCUCCAGCGGGUUCCUGCCCUUGUUGGACGGCGUUCCUGGGUCUCGGUCAGGGUCUGGGUCAGACUACAGCCAGCAGGGAUCAGAGACUGACAGACUGCUGUACGAGAAGAGUUACCUUGUGGAGGGGGAUGGGCUGGGGCUGCAGCCAGGGUCGGGGGUGGAGCUACAGGAGCUGCAGGUGUGUCAGUCAGGUGUCUGUCUGGGGCAGGUGCAGUACCAGAGAGACUCUCUCUGCUCAGACCAUGGAUGUCUAAUCAGCUAUGACUCUGUGGGCUCCUUAUCUGCCUGCUCCUCCAACUAUAGCUCUCAGAGCCUCCAGUCCUGCAGCUGUGGGGAACAGCGUGAGGGAGGAGGGGAGACGGAGGAGAGGAGAGACAACUACCUGCAGCACUGCAGCUGUGGGGAACAGCGUGUUGGAGGAGGGGAGACGGAGGAGAGGAGAGACAACUACCUGCAGCACUGCAGCCCCACAGUGUUGUUCCAACAGAGCCUGGAGAACAUGGGUCACCCCAUCACCCCCCUCAGAGAGUCCUCAGACCUCCUCGACAUCUCCAACUUCACCCCCGACAAGUUCAGACACUCCGCCCUGUCCGAGCUGUCGCCCCCGGAGACCCCCAACCUCUCCCCCCAGGUGACGGGGUGGGAGAUGAGGACAGGAGGCAAAGCCCCGGAGUACCAGGAUCAUGUGACAGGAUGUGACAUCAUGCAGCAGGCGGAGCAGCACGGGGUGGAGGGGCGACAGUUCCAGAUACACCCCUCAUUCAACGGAGAGGGGGAGGAGCAGGGGAGGAAGAACACCCGCUCUAAGAGGAAAGGUUAUAAACAGGCAGCAGCGGGGGGACAGCAGGGGCCUAAGAAAGGCCGGGCCCCCAGAGCAUGCAAGACAGAGAAGGUGAAGAUGCCUAGACAGAGCCGCUCCUCUAAGAAGAUCAAAGCCAUGCUGGAGGGGAAGGCUGCCAAGAGUCAGGCGCAGGCGGGGGGGAACCUUCAGCCCCACAGCCACGGUAGCACUGGGGACUGGUCUGGUAGCAGCACCGGGCCUAGGGGCUGGUCGGAGGGGAACACCAGCCUGGGGGAAGGGGAGGAGCAGCAGGAGUUUGAGGAGCCGUCUAACAUCCUGUCCAACAUUGUGUCCGGCAUGGCGGAGGUCCAGAGGUUCAUGAUGGAGUCCAUGGAGCCUCUCUGGGACCCGCUGGAGGGCGGCCUGCCGCCUGACGCCAACAGCCUCAACAUGAAGACACUCCACAUCCUCCAGGGAAGGGGGGGCAAGAAGGGGGCAGGUUCCGUGGUGGUCGGACGGGGCAGGAAGGCCAGGGGCAAGGUGGGAAAGAACCAGGCCAAGUUUAACACCUCCCACCCCAUCUUCCCCCAGCUCGCUCUGGGCUGCAACAUGUUCGACAAACCCAACUCGAUUAGCCCAGGCCCCACGCACAAAAAACUGUACCGCCACAAGACCAGCGCCAAGCUCCCAAACAUGGAGACUGUGAAGGGCAAGCGAGGGGGAGCGGAGAGCAACCCAAACAAGGACUUGGCUCUCAUGGCCUCUUUUGAGAAACUGAGGUAAUAUUUUG
Salvelinus sp. IW2-2015 is the source of this 4861-nucleotide messenger RNA. Lineage: Eukaryota; Metazoa; Chordata; Actinopteri; Salmoniformes; Salmonidae. The record is from RefSeq and is a predicted model, not a curated record.